Molecule: messenger RNA, 486 nt
Organism: Cladocopium goreaui
Lineage: Eukaryota; Dinophyceae; Suessiales; Symbiodiniaceae
Source: the annotation of a GenBank genome assembly
GUUCAAAAGUACACCCGGGAUGAUGUUGUUUCUCUCCUGGACGAGUACCAUGCGACUGUGAUGAGUACCAACUGGGCCGACUACCUCAACUUGGUCUACAGUGUUCCAUUCUGGGAGGCAGAGUUUGAGAAACUGACCACCGUGGUUCAGCCAUACCUGCAUGAACCGGAAGUAGGCGACAAGUUCAAACAGGUUCAGGAAAUGAUGGAUGUCUUCUACCAAUGCGAGGAUGUGCGCGACCACCUGAACGAGCUGGCAGAGCUUGCAACCCGCGCCAGUGGUUUCAUGGGCACUGGCUUUGCUGCUGAGGAGAAGGUAGAGAACAUGGAUGAACAUGCAAAGUCUGCUGCUGAGAGCUAUGAUAAGAUCUUGGAGAAGCACCCAGACUUCAAGCCCAAGAUUGAGCAGACCAUUGGACAUGGCCUUGCAAUCCUCCGUCAGAAGCACAAGUUCAAGUUUCAGAGCAUGCACCGUUACUUCUACUGA